UUUUGUAAAUUCGACUGAAGCUUUUCAACACUCAACACACAAUUUCCAUGGAUUCCCUCUUCGCAACCUACGCUUCUUCAGACGAAGAAGACAACAAUCCUCAACCACAGCCCUCCUCAAAACCUUCGCUCUCUCUCUUCAAUUCUCUCCCUAAACCAAAACCCCAAUCUUCUUCUUUUCUCCCUCCUCCCAAAUCCUCCCCUUUUCCCCAAAAACAACACGAUUCUUCUUCUUCAACCCCAUCUCCAAAUCCGUCUUCUUCCGCAAUAUUCUCUAUCCUACCUCCUCCUAAAUCCGAAACAACCCCUAAUUUCCCUCUUCCUACUCCUAAUCCCAAAAGGGUGGUUCAAUUUCGCCCUCCUGUCCCAAUCCCACCUCCCAAUGUUGACGAUGACGAAGAGGAGGACGAAGAAGACGAAGAGGAAAGGGACAGAAAGAGGCAACGGCAAUUAGGUCAAGAUGUUUCCGUUAAAUCCUUCCUUUCAAGGAUGCCUACCCCGAAAAACUCCGGGCUCGGCGCGCUGCCGCCUUCGCUUGGGUCGGGCCGUCGAUCAAUUGUCGAAACCGAGGGACCGACAUCGGCCCCUGUGAGCUCCGAGAUUAAUAGGGUGGAUAAUGAAGUGGGUUUUGGAUCUGAUGUUGGUAGUAAUCAGCAGAAUUUGGCGGGGGAGUCUAGUUAUGAAGCGGAUCAAAUUCAAGGGUAUGUUAAUUAUGAUGCUUAUGGAGGAAGUUCGAGUGGGUAUGAGGGUUAUGAUAACAGCAAUUGGUACAAUGCUGCUUCAUCUGGGGAAAUGGCUUCGACGGCGGCGGUGAGAGGGGCGGGGGGCUUUGCUAGUUUGGGUGGGAGGAGAAGAAAGGAUCAACCACCAGCAGAAAUUAUUGAGGUUAAGCAAGAUGAAUUGAUGAAGAAUCGCCCAAAGGAGGAUAAAUCUAAGUUAACUGGAUUAGCAUUUGGACCUUCUUAUCAGCCUGCCUCAACCAAGGGGAAACCAUCUAAGCAACACAAACGAAAGCAUCAAAUAAGUGCUUUGUACUUUGAUAUGAGGCAAAAGGAAUCCGAACUUUCAGAACGGCGUGCUAAAGGGUUUCUCACUAAAGCUGAAACACAAGCAAAAUAUGGAUGGUGAAAAUUUGCUCAUCUUCUAGCAAGUUUGUAUAACCUCCUUCAUCGAUCAUGUUUAUUUCGAUAUGCUCUUUUGUAAUUGCAAGUUUGUAUUGUGACUUGUGAAACAUGGAAAGAAAUCUUGAGAAGUAAAAUUUCGAGAUUUCUGAAUCCUGAUGAUGCAAGUUCUUACCGAAUUCUUAGGGACAUUCCUAUCCUAUACUGUAAAAUUAGUAUAUUUUCUGCACCUUUUGGUUGAUUUGUAUCGAGUUAGAUGGUAGUAUAAAAGGGUUCUAGUUUUAAAUUA
Molecule: messenger RNA, 1409 nt
Organism: Spinacia oleracea (spinach)
Lineage: Eukaryota; Viridiplantae; Streptophyta; Magnoliopsida; Caryophyllales; Amaranthaceae
Product: flocculation protein FLO11
Exons: 2
Coding region: 48-1127 (359 amino acids)
Cellular component (GO): nucleus
Source: RefSeq, a predicted model, not a curated record